Gekko japonicus is the source of this 5684-nucleotide messenger RNA. RefSeq names its product vinculin (gene VCL). Gene Ontology annotation, cellular component: actin cytoskeleton. Lineage: Eukaryota; Metazoa; Chordata; Lepidosauria; Squamata; Gekkonidae. Gene Ontology annotation, molecular function: actin filament binding; structural molecule activity. The transcript has 22 exons. Gene Ontology annotation, biological process: cell adhesion. The coding region runs from base 99 to 3530 and encodes 1143 amino acids. The record is from RefSeq and is a predicted model, not a curated record.
CCUUCUCGUCCCCAGCCGGCGUCCUCGGCCGCCGGGCUCCUGCCGCUUGCCGCUGCUCCUGUCACUUGUGGAAGUUCUUCGCCCGCCCGGCCGCCACCAUGCCGGUCUUCCACACGCGCACGAUCGAGAGCAUCCUGGAGCCGGUGGCGCAGCAGAUCUCCCACCUGGUCAUCAUGCACGAGGAGGGCGAGGUGGACGGCAAGGCCAUCCCGGACCUCACCGCCCCCGUGGCCGCCGUGCGGGCCGCCGUCAGCAACCUGGUCCGGGUUGGAAAAGAAACGGUUCAGACAACGGAAGAUCAGAUUUUGAAGAGGGACAUGCCGCCCGCUUUCAUCAAGGUGGAGAACGCGUGCACGAAACUCGUCCAGGCGGCUCAGAUGCUCCAGGCGGACCCCUAUUCUGUACCUGCUCGUGAUUAUCUCAUUGACGGCUCCAGAGGCAUUCUUUCUGGGACAUCCGACCUGCUGCUGACGUUUGAUGAGGCAGAGGUCCGCAAAAUCAUCCGUGUCUGCAAAGGAAUUCUCGAAUACCUGACUGUGGCAGAGGUGGUGGAGACAAUGGAGGACUUGGUGACGUACACAAAGAACUUGGGGCCAGGGAUGACCAAGAUGGCGAAGAUGAUUGACGAGCGCCAGCAAGAGCUGACUCACCAGGAGCACAGGGUCAUGUUGGUGAACUCCAUGAACACGGUGAAGGAACUAUUGCCAGUCCUCAUUUCGGCUAUGAAGAUUUUUGUAACGACUAAAAAUUCCAAAAGCCAAGGAAUAGAAGAGGCCUUGAAGAACCGCAACUUCACAGUGGAGAAGAUGAGUGGCGAAAUAAACGAAAUAAUCCGUGUUUUGCAGCUCACGUCCUGGGAUGAGGAUGCUUGGGCCAGCAAGGAUACAGAAGCCAUGAAGAGGGCGUUGGCCUUGAUCGAUUCCAAGAUGAACCAGGCCAAAGGCUGGCUUAGGGACCCGAACGCUCCUGCAGGUGACUCCGGUGAACAGGCCAUUCGGCAGAUCCUGGAUGAAGCAGGCAAAGUUGGAGAGCUUUGUGCGGGCAAAGAGCGCAGAGAGAUUCUGGGAACCUGUAAGAUGCUUGGCCAGCUAACUGACCAAGUGGCAGACCUUCGAGCUAGAGGACAAGGCACUACGCCGCUCGCCCUGCAGAAGGCCCAGCAGGUGUCCCAAGGUCUGGAUUUAUUAACCGCGAAAGUGGAAAACGCCGCUCGCAAGCUGGAGGCAAUGACCAAUUCCAAGCAGGCCAUUGCCAAGAAAAUCGAUGCAGCUCAGAGCUGGCUAGCAGAUCCCCAUGGGGGCAGUGAAGGAGAGGAACACAUUCGAGGGAUUAUGACCGAAGCCAGGAAAAUCGCAGAGCUCUGUGAAGACCCCAAAGAGAGGGAUGAUAUUCUGCGGUCCCUGGGAGAAAUCUCUGCUCUGACAGCUAAAUUGUCAGACCUCCGAAAACAGGGGAAAGGGGAUUCUCCAGAAGCCCGUGCCUUGGCCAAGCAGAUCGCCACCUCGCUUCAGAAUCUGCAGUCGAAAACCAACCGGGCGGUGGCCAACAGCAGGCCAGUCAAAGCCGCGGUCCAUCUGGAAGGCAAGAUUGAGCAAGCUCAGAGGUGGAUCGACAACCCUACAGUCGAUGACCGUGGAGUAGGCCAGGCUGCCAUCCGGGGGCUCGUUGCUGAAGGUCGCCGUCUCGCCAACGUCAUGCUGGGACCAUACCGCCAAGACCUGCUUGCCAGAUGCGACCGUGUGGAACAGUUGGCAGCCCAGCUGGCUGAUCUGGCCGCCAGAGGGGAAGGGGAGUCUCCUCAAGCAAGGACCCUCGCUGCUCAGCUGCAGGACUCGCUAAAGGAUCUGAAAUCAAGGAUGCAGGAAGCCAUGACUCAGGAAGUGUCCGAUGUCUUCAGCGACACCACCACUCCCAUCAAGCUGCUAGCUGUGGCAGCCACGGCUCCUCCGGACGCGCCAAAUAGGGAUGAGAUGUUUGAGGAAAGGGCAGCCAACUUUGAAAAUCACGCGGCUCGUCUUGGUGCCACUGCGGAGAAGGCUGCUGCCGUUGGAACAGCGAACAAAAGUACUGUGGAAGGCAUACAAGCCACUGUGAAGUCAGCAAGGGAACUCACACCUCAGGUCAUAUCCGCUGCUCGCAUUCUCCUAAGAAACCCGGGGAAUCAAGCUGCUUAUGAACACUUUGAGACCAUGAAGAACCAGUGGAUUGACAACGUAGAGAAAAUGACAGGCAUGGUGGACGAAGCCAUUGACACCAAGUCACUGCUGGAUGCAUCGGAGGAAGCCAUUAAGAAAGACCUGGAUAAAUGCAAAGUCGCCAUGGCCAACAUUCAGCCGCAGAUGCUUGUAGCUGGGGCGACCAGCAUUGCCCGGCGCGCCAACCGGAUUUUGUUAGUGGCCAAGAAGGAGGUAGAAAAUUCGGAGGACCCCAAGUUCCGUGAAGCGGUUAAAGCUGCCUCUGACGACCUGAGCAAAACGAUCUCGCCAAUGGUGAUGGAUGCGAAAGCCGUGGCAGGCAACAUUUCGGAUCCUGGUUUGCAGAAGAACUUUCUGGAUUCCGGGUAUCGGAUCUUAGGAGCCGUGGCCAAAGUCCGAGAAGCUUUUCAGCCCCAGGAGCCUGACUUCCCCCCUCCUCCUCCUGACCUCGAACAGCUUCACCUCACUGAUGAACUUGCUCCUCCAAAGCCCCCCUUGCCAGAGGGGGAGGUCCCUCCUCCCCGCCCCCCACCCCCUGAAGAGAAAGACGAGGAAUUCCCCGAGGUGAAGGCGGGGGAGGUGCUGAACCAGCCCAUGAUGAUGGCUGCCCGGCAGCUGCACGACGAAGCCCGGAAGUGGUCCAGCAAGCCUGAAGUGACUGAUGAGGUUAAGGAGGCCCCUGAGGCUGGUGUAGAGGUAGAUCAGGAGGAGGAGGAGGAGGAGGAGGAGGAAGCAGAUGUUGAAUUCACUCUCCCCUCUGACAUUGACGACGAUUACGAGCCUGAGCUACUGUUAAUGCCAACCAACCAGCCCGUUAACCAGCCCAUUCUGGCCGCUGCUCAGUCUCUCCACCGGGAAGCCACCAAGUGGUCUAGUAAGGGCAACGACAUCAUUGCUGCCGCCAAGCGGAUGGCCCUCCUGAUGGCCGAGAUGUCCCGCUUGGUGAGAGGCGGCAGUGGGAACAAGCGGGCCCUGAUCCAGUGUGCCAAGGACAUCGCGAAGGCUUCGGACGAGGUGACCAGGCUGGCCAAGGAGGUGGCAAAGCAGUGCACCGACAAGCGCAUCAGAACCAACCUUUUGCAGGUCUGCGAACGGAUCCCAACCAUCAGCACCCAGCUUAAAAUCCUUUCCACCGUCAAAGCGACUAUGUUGGGUCGGACUAACAUCAGCGACGAGGAGUCUGAACAGGCGACGGAGAUGCUGGUCCACAACGCCCAGAACCUGAUGCAGUCUGUUAAGGAGACUGUCCGAGAAGCUGAGGCGGCUUCUAUCAAGAUCAGAACGGAUGCUGGAUUCACUCUGCGCUGGGUCAGGAAAACUCCGUGGUACCAGUAGAGAGCGGCUGUCUGCUCCACCCCCACCACCCCCCAGCCCCCAAAGCAUUGUCUUUUAUACAAUCCCUUUUGAAGCAGAGGAGAAUUUUGUACUCGGUGAAAAGGUGCUGCAAAGAUGGCGGCUCGCCUUCCGGAGCCCUUGGGAGGGGCCUUAACUCUGUGCCGAGCUCCCUUUUGUAUCUAACCUCACCGCCAUUUUUUUUUGUCUCCAAAAGGACUGCUACUCUUUCUCUCUUGCUUCUCUGAAGGCCUUUAAAAAAAUCCUGUGUUUUCAUGAACUCUAAUUUCAGAAUCACAUUUCACCCCCUCCCCAAUAUGCCAAUGGUUUCUACGCGAGGCAAUAGAUGCAGGUUUCAGUUUAGCAUGGAUUGAAAUUCUGGGACACUCUCCGUUUGCGUAGCUCUUUUUAUUGUGAGGGACAAUCAGAAGACAAGAGAGUGCGGCGCUUCAUUGUCUUCUGCUCCCUUUUCUAACUCUGAGUUGGUGUAACGCUAAAUGAAUUUCCUUCAAAAGCUUUGCCCCACUAUGGGGGGAAAAGGUGGUUUGCCGAAAAGCUGCUGCUGCUGCUAUAGGGAUGGGGUGGGGUGGGGGGCAGGUAGAGACCCUAAGCCAUCAAAAAUUGGGAUAAUGUCGCCAUAGCUGCCAGCAAUUGGCAGAGCGCCUUGUGCGGAGAGCAUUGCUGGUUUCAGAGGCAGAGCACAACCCCUGACCCCAAUCCAUCCCUCGGCGUAAUUCAGUUCAAAAGAGCCAGAGAAGAAGAGUCUGGGUGCUUCCGCUUCUUCCCACCCGCCAGGCCGCCGACCAGUUGCCUUCUCUUUGCUUCCGAGGCCAGCAGGAAGAGUCUCCAUUUUCAGGGAAUUCUGCCACCCUGCUUGUUUCAUUCUAGCAACAGAAAAGCCUGGGGCUGUGUAUUCUCAUCACUGUACCGAAAGCACACGAGGUCUUUCUGUGUAGGCUUUCAGACAUAACUCUUCAUGCAAUUCCAGGCUAUCCGUACUUUGUAGGGAAAUCUUGCAUGCGUGCAGCAUAAACCCAGUGCUUUGGAGAACGGCAUCGAAUGUCAGAUGGAAUAAUUUAUUUCAAUCAUGUUCAGGAUGCUGGUAUUCGGAAGUGUGUUUGCUGCGAAGGUAGCAUGUCUGUGCUUUAGCGUGCUUCAGGACAGACAGGCAGACGGUUGCCAUUUGCGUAGAGUGUUACUUUGGGGAUUCCCUUGCACCAGACACCCUCCUCCUGUACAAGCUCUGUUGACACUAACACUCAAAGCACAUUUGCCUUAGGAGGGAGGCGUGUUACUUGCCCAGCACCAUUACGUGCUGAUGCUACAGCACCCUCUGUAGAUCAAGACACUUUUGUGCAAUGAUUUCUGCUCAGCUGACGGCUACAAAAAACUCGUGAGCAAGUUGAAACCUGUUAGCUUCACUUUCCUGUGAGUUGCACUUUCUAGCCGGUAAAGAUUCCCUGGACCAUCAGCAUUUGCCCUUCCCUUGGCCCGUGCAACUUAAAAGGGUACAGAAAUAACUUUCUCGUCAUUUCUACUACACUGAAGGAGCAGGUGGCGCUUGCUUUUCUCCCCGUCUCUCCCCUCUAGCCUCCUUCAUUGCUCGUGGUUAGAGAUGGCCACCUGUCUGGUACCUUCAUUUCGCCUCUGGCAAUAACUAGCCACAGCCGGCACAGGGAAGGGACCGUCUCUCGCCUGAACGCCCUCCCAACUUCUCGCCCCGGCCUCUUUCCCUCUCACGAGCGGCGUCAUAACCCUUCUCAUUGCUUGACUUUGUAUUAAUGCAAUAUUACUAAUGCCUUUAAAAUUAUAUGAUGGUUUAUGCCAAAGAUUGUUUUCUUUUUGUUGAGGAAUGUUUUGAGAGAAAGCUCUGAAUCCAGGUUGCCUUGGAUAUUUCUUCAGAAUGUGUGUUUAGCUCAACAAUCUUUUAUAGAAGGUAAUAUCCUCUACACCUUAUGCAAUUGUAUGCUUUCCUGAACACUUGUGUUCAUCAGAGACCUAAGAUGAAACAAACUUGAAUGUCUGGUAGGAACGUUUUUUGCCACUAAAAUACCUUUGUUUAUGAACAAGAAAUUUUGUUGUAUAUGCUAAUAUUUUCAAACCUUCUUUGUUCUGUUCAAACAAAAUAAAAAUGCAUUUGUAUUAAAAAAAUCUAUU